CAUGAGACAGUCGCCAUUAUUCUUGAAUUACGCGCCAUAAUUUGUCGCGAUCCACAGAAACGUUAGGCUGAAGAUAUGUUAGUCUUAUUUAUGUUGCCGAAGAAGCCGCACGUGCAUUAACAAAAUAUUCGCCAGUCCCGAUUCGUAUUCAUCAUAGUGAAAUUUUUCCUUAAGAUCAAUUCAGUAUCUCAUAAGUGGUUUCUGAUAUACUUUGAGAUUGGUCCGAAGUUUUCAACAAGACAGGUAAUUAUCCAUUUUAUCGUUGAUAUUCAUUAUUAGCCAAUUUUUUGAUUUUUUACCAAAAUACGACAGUUUGAAAGUCAGGCAUAAGAUGGGCUACCAUGAGACACGAAUUUUGGGCCUCCUUGAGACGUGUCUCAUGGUGGCCCAUAAGUAAAGAUUCCUAUUGAAUAAGUUUUUCGUUCAAGGCAUGUCAAGAGGACGAAAAAGGAAAUCUGACAAAGGCCUGUUCAGUGCAGACUCGAUGAAACAGGCUGUCAAAGAUGUAAUUGUACAUAACUUGAGUUUAAGGAAGGCAGCGGAGAAAAACAACGUUAAACACCAGACAUUAGCUAGGUACGUUAAAAAAACACAAGAUACUAAAGGUAAUAAAGAAGAAUUAUCUUACCGCCCCCACUAUGAUACACGGAGAGUGUUUUCCGACGAACAGGAAAAUAUUCUGAAGGAUUUCAUUAUCAAAUGUAGCCAAAUGUGCUACGGCAGGUCCACAAAAGAUGUUAGACAGUUAGCUUAUGAACUUGCCGUCCACAACAAAAUUCAUAUCCCAAAGCAAUGGAUAGAGAAUAAGACAGCGGGGGUGGACUGGUUACAGGGGUUCAUGAAACGUCACCCAGAACUGAGUAUUAGGCAACCAGAAGCCUGCAGCCUUUCUAGAGCUACAUCCUUCAAUCGCAACAACGUCGAGCAGUUUUUUCGAAACUUAGAAGAUGUAUUGAAGCGCUACAAUGGUUUUGCCGCUGGAACUCGUGUCUAUAAUCUGGACGAGACCUCCACAACCACAGUCCAAAAAUCCUCAAGGAUUUUAGCGAAAAAAGGAGUGAAGCAAAUAAACAAGGUGACUAGUGGAGAACGUGGAUUAUUGGUAACCACCUGCUGCAUUAUAAGUUCUGCAGGAAAUGCUUUACCACCAGCUAUGAUCUUUCCCAGGGUUAAUUUCAAGCCUCACAUGUUACACGGAGCUCCAUCAGGAACCUUAGGCCUCGCUACCCCAUCGGGUUGGAUGAAUUCUGAGCUUUUCGUAUCUGUUAUUAAGCACUUUAUUUUUCACUCUGGCAGUUCAAAGUUGAAUCCAACCUUGCUACUGUUCGAUAAUCAUGAAAGUCACCUUUCAAUUGAAACCCUGAACCUGGCUAAAGACAACGGAGUUGUUAUUUUAACACUGCCGCCCCAUUGUUCUAAUAAACUACAACCAUUGGAUGUAUCAGUAUUUGGGCCAUUCAAGACCUAUUAUAACAGUGCAUUGGACUCAUGGAUGAUGACAAAUCCUGGAAUUCCAGUUACAAUAUUCCAGAUUGCCGAGUGCGUUGGAUAUGCGUUUGACAAAUCCAUGACCCCUAACAACAUCAAAGCAGGUUUCAAAAAAUGUGGCAUUGUGCCAUUUGAUAGCCACGUUUUUGGAGAUGACGAUUUCCGAAUGAGCAGCGUCACUGAUAGGGAGGAACCUUCAAAAACAAGCCAAGGAGAAAUUACUGUUGAAACACCUACUGACAAAAGCGAAGUUUUAGAAGCUCAUACAGGCAAUAAGGAAAUUGAAUUAUUAAACAGAACUCCUGAAAAAAAUACUUCAGAAGCGAUUAACUUUAAAUCCCCGGAAGAACUAUUUGGAUAUCCAAAAGCCAAACCAAGAAAAACCUCUAAUCCCAGAAAGAGGGGUAAAAGUAUUAUAGCUACUGAUACACCCGAGAAAUUAGAAAUUGAAAAUAAAUUUUUGGAGAAGAAGCGGAAGGAGUCACUUAGAAUGGCCAAGAGAACCAAGCGAAUGUUGGUCCAUUUGCCAAUAGCUAAAAAAAAUCGACAAUAUGCUUCGUCAUCUGAAAGUGAACAUAGCUCAUUCAUUUCUGAUUCCUCAGACGCAGAGUCGUUUGAUGAGUUAAAUAUGAACGGAAGUAAGGACAAUCUCAACCCAGAUAUCAACUCCUAUGUCUUGGUUGAGUUUCAUGACAAAAAGUCUGUUUUCUUUGUGGGUAAAAUCAUAGAUAUCAUUGAGGAUGAUUUCAAAGUAAGUUUUUUGAGGCAUAGUGUCAAACAAAAAAACUGUUUUAUUUAUCCCGCUGUGGAAGAUAUUUCUUUUGUAAAGAAAACCGAUAUCAAAUGUUUGCUUUCUGCAAGUAGCCAAGUGGCUGGAACGAAACGGCAGCAAUCUUACAUAAAUUUUGGAGUUAAAUUCGACGGAAUCGAAAUCCAAGCAGAAGUCAAGGCAAAAUGGCAAAAUUUAAGAAGCAAUUAUAUGAGGGAAAAGCGGAAGCUGAAAAAUAUCCCUUCUGGGGCCGAUGCAAAAAGGGCGAAAAUUACAUGGCCGUACUUCAAGUCACUGUGGUUUCUCGAUCCACCAUUGAAACAUAAAGCAACUUCAGGAAACGUUCCAGAAUCCGCCAAUUUCAAUACUAGUGAAAUUGCUGAGGAUAACACAGAAUUUGAUUAUGAGCUGCAAGAAGAAAGCCAAGAGUCGCUUCAAGAAGAAGGGGACUCUCAUCAACAAAGAAUUAUUCAGUCAAAGGGAGUUGAAAAUAAUAUGCAAGAUUUUCAACAUGAGUUCAAUAGCUUUUUCGCAUCCGCUGCCCAUGAAACUUUGAAAGAUCUGGGUGAUCAGGUUUUCGACCCUGUAGGUAUAAUUCCUGUGGUGGAGAAUACUGCUUUUUCCUUCUCGGAGGUUACAUUUAAUGAUGUCAGGGAUGCGAUUAAUUCCUUGAAACCUGGUAUGGAAUUCUUGCCUGGGGGAAUUCUUCUUCACGCGAUAGAAUAUUUGGUCUUCAGAGGAGAGCCGUAA
Coccinella septempunctata (seven-spotted ladybird) is the source of this 3007-nucleotide messenger RNA. RefSeq lists its product as uncharacterized. The record is from RefSeq and is a predicted model, not a curated record. NCBI's taxonomy places the organism in Eukaryota, Metazoa, Arthropoda, Insecta, Coleoptera, Coccinellidae. Bases 431 to 3007 code for a protein of 858 amino acids. Gene Ontology annotation, cellular component: nucleus. Gene Ontology annotation, molecular function: DNA binding. The transcript has 5 exons.